Monopterus albus (swamp eel) is the source of this 1402-nucleotide messenger RNA. RefSeq names its product hereditary hemochromatosis protein homolog. The transcript is spliced from 2 exons. Gene Ontology annotation, cellular component: external side of plasma membrane. The record is from RefSeq and is a predicted model, not a curated record. Gene Ontology annotation, biological process: immune response. NCBI's taxonomy places the organism in Eukaryota, Metazoa, Chordata, Actinopteri, Synbranchiformes, Synbranchidae. The coding region runs from base 199 to 1242 and encodes 347 amino acids.
GUGAAAGAAAGAAGAAUGCAGGGAGGAAAUAAAUAUGACAGCAGGAAAGUAAUGCUCUGAUCUGCCUGGAGACAGCUGUGUGUGGGACUGUGGUUGGUUCAAACAGGUGUCUGUUCAGUAUAGAAAGUGAAACUAAAGUUGCUGAGUGAAAGAGCAGGAAAUGGACUGAUCAGCCAGGCCAGACUCGUGAUCACAGACAUGUUUGUCCUCCAGCUCGUGUUUGUGCCUCUGUUCUUUCAUCAGGUGAUGAGUUCAGGCUCAGGACGACAUUCGCUGUGGGCCCUGGCCAACUACAUCUCAGGGACAACCCCAUUUCCAGAGUUCUCUGUGGUCCUGAUGUUGGACGACAUCCAGGUGGGAUACUUUGACUCGGAGAUCGACCGGAUAACAAGGACUGGCGGUGGAGGUGAGGUGGACCUGGGCCAGGAGGCCGUGUUUGUGCUGCGGGACAUUUUCUCCAGCAUGAAGAAAAGGCUGACGCUGGUCAAACACCGCUUCAAUCUGACAACGGGAGUCCACAUCCAGCAGAGGAUGACAGGCUGUGAGGUACUGGAGGACGGACAGCCGGCGCUCAUCAUGUUCAGGGAUGGCUCCAAUGGGCAGGACGCUGACAGCCUGUUGUACAACAUGACGCAUUUUACCUAUGCUAGUGGGGACAGCUGGGAGAUCCAGUGGGACACCAUGAAGAAGACAUACUUCCAGAUGCUCUACUCCAACAUCUACCUGCCUUUCUGUGUCCGGACGCUCCAGCAGUUCUUCGAACGCGAGAAACACCUGGUCACACGUCGGGUCCGUCCUAGAGUACGCUUCAUAACGAAGCAGGUGGUGGGCGGGGCUCUGGUCACUUGUCUGGCCACAGACUUCUAUCCUCGCCACAUCAACCUGACACUACUGCGGGACGGCCAGCCUGUGGACGAGGGCGAGCUGUCCGGUGGAUUGGUGCUGCCCAAUGGUAAUGGCCUCUACCAGGUGAGGAAAACCCUGAUGGUAGAUGAUGAGGAGCUGCGGAGGAAACACAACUACACCUGUACCACCUCUCACCUAAGCAUGGACAACCGUCUGGAGGUGAGCUGGAGGGCCGAGUUCUCCCGCUCACACAGGAUUCACAUCAUCUCUGCUCCUGCUGGUCUGUUGAUGGCUGUUAUGCUGCUGCUACUGCUGCUGUGGUGGAGGAGGAGGUACAAAGGGGGGACGGAGGCUGUCACCACAGAAACACAGGAAAGUCUGAGCUCUGAAGAAUAAAAUUAUCACUGUCCUGCCCCUUGUGGUCGAGACAUAAUGGGGCUGUCUGGGGGGAGCUCUCUGGAGUGGGCAGCAUGGGGAGGGAGAGCUGGGUCCCUAAUCAACAGGGUCUGGAGCAGUUUGGUAAGGAAUCAGGAUCUGCUGUUUCACAGCUGGAUAA